GUCUCAAGUGGCGACUGUGGUUCGACCGUCUGCUGGAAAUCUUAGGGAUCAACGUCUUCCGCUCGCACAUGUUGGAACAGGAACGAGCAACAGUGAGGAAUUCAGAAUUUUUCGGCGUCCGAGGAUCCUUCGUGUGCCGGGCACAAGUGCGAAUACCACUUAAGGUCGUCAGUUAAAACAGAGUUAUCAAAGUAUGGAAGCGAACGCUUUUGCGGCUGAAUCUCUUUCAGAUAGUUCUCAAAGAUAUCACGAUCUGGCACUUGAGCACUGGAGAUGCUACGAGCAAUCAGGGAAACAAGUAGAGCUCGACACUUCUAUUGCUCACGAUCGUUCUACACUUGAACUUCGACCUGACGGUCAUCCUUGUCGUUUCGGAUCGUUGUGUAACCUUGCGAUGUCUCUUCGUACCCGAUACAGAUUAUCGAGUCAAAUGGAAGACAUAGAAGAAUCGAUCGAGUUAGACCGAUCUGCCUUAAAGCUUUGCCCAAAAUUUCAUCCUAAUCACUCUUCGUCACUUCGUAGCCUUGCCACGUCCUUAUGCACUCGAUACGAGCAGCUUGGAUGGGCUAAGGACGUUGAAGAAGCAAUUGAUUUGAACCGAGCUGCUCUAGUGUCUUGCCCAGAGGGCUGUCCUGAUCGAUCUAAGUCCAUUGCCAACCUUGCAAUUUGUCUGAACUUGCGAUACGAGCGGCAAGGACGUGCUGAGGACCUUGCGGAGGCUAUCGAGUUGGAUCGGGCUGCUCUGGAGCUACGCCCCGAGGGUCACCAGGAGCAUUUUUUGUCUAUGAACACCCUUGCAAACUCGCUGCACACUCGAUUCUCACGGCAGGGAAGGAUCAAGGACCUUGAAGAGGCCAUUGAGCUGCACCAAGCUGCUGUACAGCUUUGCCCCAAAGGCCAUCCAAUUUAUUCUAUGACUCUUAACGACCUCGCAUCAUCUCUGCGCUCUCGGUACGAGCUGCACGGGAGAGAUGAUGAUCUUGGGCAAGCAGUUGAUUUGGACCGAGCGGCUCUCCUGCUUUGCCCAGAAGGCAAUCCCAAUCGUUCACCCUCUUUACGCAACCUUGCAACGUCACUACGCACUCGAUAUCAGAGUUACGGAAAGACUGAUGACCUUGAAGAGGCCAUCGAGUUGCACAGGGCUGCCCUCGACCUCCGCCCAGCAGGCCAUCCCGAUCGUUCGACCUCUCUCGCCGACCUUGCAAUUUGCAUAGGAAUUCGAUACCAGCAGCUUGGAAGGAAUGAGGACCUUGAGACCGCCAUCGAAUUAGAACGAGCUUCCUUAAAGCUUCGCCCCGAGGGUCAUCCUCACCGUUCUUCCUCUCUCAGCAAUCUUGCAACCUGCACGCACGCUCGAUACAUAUCGUAUGGCAGUACUGAAGACCUUGAGGAGGCCAUCAAGCUGCAACGAGCUGCAUUAGCGCUUCUGCACAUAGGCCACCCUCUUCGCUCUACUUUACUCGACAACCUUGCAAAUUAUCUGUCUGGUCGAUAUGAACAGCAUGGAAGGAUUGGCGACCUCGAGGAAGCAAUUCAAUUGCAUAGAUCCGCCAUGAUGCUCCGCCCUGAACAUCAUUGCGAUCGCGCUUCCACUCUCAGCAAUCUCGCAAGCUCUCUGAUUAUUCGAUACGAGCGACAAGGAAGGGCCGAGGACCUGGAGGAGGCCAUCGAGUUGGAUCGAGCUGCCCUCGAGCUUCGACCCGAAGGACACCCUGAUCACUCUAUGUCUCUCAAUAACCUCGCUAGUGCCUUGUACACGCGAUAUAGGCAGCAUGGCAGAACUGAAGAUCUUGAGGAUGCUAUUCAGUUUUACCGAACUGGUGUGGAGCUUCGUCCUGAAGGCCAUCCAAAUCGUUCCUCUUCGCUGCAGAACCUCGCAAAUUCCUUGUACGCUCGGAUAGAGAAACAAUGGAACUCGAAGGAUUUUGAAGAAUGCAUGUUAUCACUAGAGCUCGCCGCUACGCAUAGCUUCUCCGGUCUGUUGCCGCGCCUAAGUGCUGCGUGUCGAUGGGCAGAGCUUGCACGAUUGCACGACCAUGAUACCAUUCCCGCAGCUUACAAUGCAACAGUGCCAAUUCUGCACCGCGCUCUCACGAUGAGUCCAACUCUCUAUACGCAACAUGACUUCCUUCUACAGAAUAAGUUUUACAGAACGUACAUCCUGGAGGCUGCUUCCUACGCGGUAGAGAAAAAUCGGUUGGAGCAGGCGAUAGAGAUGCUUGAGCAAGGAAGGGGCUUUCUCUGGUCACAGCUACGCAGUUUUAGGACUCCUCUAGAUCAACUUGCAGAAACGAACCAAGAGCUCGCCGACGGAUUCAUCGAUGUCAGUCGACGGCUGGAGAACCUCACAACGUCGCGUGAAGAGUUAAUGUCUUCUUUGACUAUGGAUGGUACUGGAUCGCUUGGUCGGGUCGUCCAAUCUGAGCAUAAAUCGUUCGACGAGUUGCUCAAGUUGAAGAGACUCAUUUCCAGUGAGCAGGAGGAGAUUAUAAGCGACAUACGUCGAGUUCCAGGGUUCGAGAGCUUCCUUGAUGCCACACCAUUCGAGAAACUACAGCGAGUAGCUUCCGAUGGACCGGUUAUCGUGGUCAAUCACUGCAAAUAUCGUUCCGAUGCCCUUAUCGUCCUCUCUCGUGAUGAUUUAUCAGUCGCCUGUGUCCCGUUAGACAAUCUGUUCUAUAGAGAUAGUACCAUGCUGUGCCAAGAGCUCGUGGAGACGCGCCGUCGGUUCAGCGCUGGUUCGCAGGAAUAUAACAAGAAGCUCGAGGAAGCGAUGAAGAUGGUAUGGGACAGAGUUGUCUCUAAGGUAGUUGAUAAACUCACGCAAGUUGGAGUCGCAAAAGGCUCUCGCAUAUGGUGGUGCCCUACGUCCGUGUUGUCCGUACUUCCAUUCCACGCAGCUGGGCCGUUCGAGGAUGUGGACGGGACCAUGAAAUACCUAUUAGACGAUUAUGUCUCGUCGUAUACUCCAUCACUGGGUGCUCUCAUCAACGCUCGAGCUAAUGGUGGCAUUAACGAGCCGAAGUUACUUGUCAUCGGAGAUACGGCUACGCUCCACUCCACAAGACAAGAAAUCCGAAACAUUCGAAACUAUAUGAGCAGCUACGAAACAAGUCCUAUAAUACUCCUCGAUCACAGAGCGUCUCGGCGCACAGUAAUGAAAAUGCUCAAGACGGUUACAUGGGUUCACUUCGCCUGCCAUGGUCACUUGGGCACAAAGCCUUUCGACUCGUCAUUCAAGCUUGUCGACCGCGGAUUGACGUUGCUAGAUAUCAUCCAAGCCAACGUUCCGAAUGCAGAGUUCGCGUUUUUAUCUGCCUGCCAUACCGCCGAACUGUCUCAUUCUGGUGCACAUGAUGAAGCACUCCACCUCUCAGCGGCUAUGCAGUUCAGUGGGUUCCGAAGUGUGAUUGGGACAAUGUGGGAGCUAUACGAUGAGGAUGGCCCUCUCUUUGCUCGGGUUGUUUAUGGAUACAUGAAUGAAUGUGAGGAUGGUGAAGCAAGGUAUAAGAGGGCAGCUACAGGACUUCGGAAAGCGGCUUUGGAGCUGAGAGCGCAGGAUGGGGUGCCGACUGAACGAUGGGUUAAUUUUGUGCAUAUAGGUGCUUGAAUAAGCCCUACAGUAUGUAUGUGUGUUACAAUAGUUCUGUAAUAAAUAUGAAAAAUGUGAAUUCU
Messenger RNA from Fomitiporia mediterranea MF3/22, 3675 nucleotides. RefSeq lists its product as uncharacterized. Bases 194 to 3610 code for a protein of 1138 amino acids. Lineage: Eukaryota; Fungi; Basidiomycota; Agaricomycetes; Hymenochaetales; Hymenochaetaceae. Gene Ontology annotation, molecular function: protein binding. The transcript is spliced from 2 exons. The record is from RefSeq and is a predicted model, not a curated record.